Messenger RNA from Medicago truncatula (barrel medic), 823 nucleotides. Its product is annotated as dormancy-associated protein homolog 4. NCBI's taxonomy places the organism in Eukaryota, Viridiplantae, Streptophyta, Magnoliopsida, Fabales, Fabaceae. The transcript is spliced from 3 exons. Bases 124 to 450 code for a protein of 108 amino acids. The record is from RefSeq and is a predicted model, not a curated record.
AACACAAACAAACAAAAAAUUAAAAAAACCAAAAAAAAAAAGUAAUAAAAUUCUUUCAAAUCGUUUCGUCCCUUCCUUCAUCUUUAAACCUUUUAAUUUGUGUUAAUUUGAGACAUCAUUAUUAUGGGAUUUCUUGAGAAACUUUGGGACGAAACGUUGGCGGGUCCCACACCUGAAACAGGUUUGGGUAAGCUUCGGAAGUACAACUCUUUUUCUGCUGCUAGCUCCGGCGUACGGUUGCCGCCGGUGAAGGAUCAUGAUGUUCCUGUUGUUACUCGUAGCAUUAUGAUUAUUAGGAACACUGUUUCUGAACCUGUUUCUCCUUCUUCUUCUGCUGCUACAACACCUCGUACCCCUAAUACACCGGACACGCCAGGCGGUUAUUUUAAGAAAUUCACGAGGAGAAAAGCAUCGGGGGAUCCAUCGGAGAGCUCCGAUUAUCGAAGGUGAUUAUGAGUGCUUUGGAUCGUUGUUGAGAGAGAGAGGAAGUAAGAUGUUUUGCAUUGAACAUCAUCGUUCGGCAUCUAACUGCUGCUAUAUAUAUAUUAAUAUGUAUAUAUGUAUAUAAGAUAUGUACAUUACUAUAUAAAAUAAUAUAAGUACGUAUAACUAAAUGGCUCAAAUGAUGGUGUCUGUCGCAGCAUAUUGAGCCAAUGCUUCAUGAGAUUCUGAGGGUGUAAAGGAGUAGCAAGAAAGUCAUAAGCAGAGUGUUUGUAAAUUGUAUAUAUAUGACUUUGGUUUUUUUUCUUUUCAUUUUCUUUUUUAAGCUUUUGGCUUUUGACUAUUGUAAAUAUGGAUUAUGUACUCUUAAAUCUUUGUAGAA